Molecule: messenger RNA, 861 nt
Organism: Humulus lupulus (European hop)
Lineage: Eukaryota; Viridiplantae; Streptophyta; Magnoliopsida; Rosales; Cannabaceae
Exons: 1
Coding region: 1-861 (286 amino acids)
Source: RefSeq, a predicted model, not a curated record
AUGGCGGUAUUUGAGGGGUAUAUUAAGCGAAUUUGGGGUCAUCUUGGGAUUGCGCAGAUAGCUCGUAUGACCAUGGGAUUAACAAUGGUGAAAUUCAAUGAUGAGGCGACUAGAGAUCUCGUUUUGGAGACUAGUGUUCUUCAAUUUGAUAGAAAACCAGUUAUAGUCAGACCCUGGUCAUCAGAUCUUGAUGCGGUGAAGCUAAUCCGUUCUAUUCCGUUAUGGAUUCGACUUCACGAUUUAGGUCUUCAAUACUGGGGGAACAAAUGCCUAAGUGCAUUGGUUAGUACUGUUGGGAAGCCUAUUAUGGUGGACCAGCAUACUAGGGAUCGUACCAGGGUUCAAUUUGCUCGGGUUUUGGUUGAGAUGGAUAUCACGGAUGCACCACCAAGAGUGAUUCAAUUUCUUAAUGAAAAUGGUCAGUUGGUAGAGCAGGGGAUAGAUUAUGAAUGGUUGCUAGUGAAAUGUAAAACGUGUUUGGGUUAUGGCCACAUCAUGGCAGACUGUAGGAAAAGGGAAGUUGAGAAGAAAGUGAGGAAUAUAGAGAGGAAGGAUCCUGUGACUAAACCAGAGGAACUCACACAGAAUCCUCCCAUUUCAGUUCCUGUUUCCUCUAAGUUGAAACCAUCUGGUUCAGGUAAGAAAGAUGAUCACUCGCUGAUUAAUGCUGAUUGGAAAACUCCUAGAAGAGCUGCUGGGUCAAGAAUGAAGGACCCUGUUCCAGGUUCUACUACAGAUCAUGACCAAGAAGUUGGGCAUAAGUCUGUGAAUAAGUUCAGUAUUUUGCAGGAAGAGGAGGGAUAUGUGGAAGAGGAGGUAGAGUGUAAAGAGACAAAGGGUCCUAGUUUAACUUCUACUUAA